Medicago truncatula (barrel medic) is the source of this 911-nucleotide messenger RNA. RefSeq lists its product as uncharacterized. Bases 149 to 580 code for a protein of 143 amino acids. The transcript is spliced from 4 exons. The record is from RefSeq and is a predicted model, not a curated record. NCBI's taxonomy places the organism in Eukaryota, Viridiplantae, Streptophyta, Magnoliopsida, Fabales, Fabaceae.
UUUUUCAUAUCGUUUUUCUUUUUUGUUUUUUUUAGUAUUUUUUUGUUUAAAGUAUAAUGUUCUCAUCUCUUUUAUCUAGGGUGAUCGAAUUGGUGCGUCUAUACGAAGAACAUUGAUCUACAAGUCCAAGGAGCAACUCCAAGAGGGAAUGGUGUUCACGAUUUCCUCAUUUGAUGUUGCUAGCAACAGUGGUUCGUAUCGACCAUCACGCAAUGAAUACAAACUGAAUUUCACAAUCAACACAAAAGUCAAACUAUCUAAAACUGUUUUGGUCCCAACAAACGUGUAUUCGUUUACAUCUGCAUAUGAUGUUUUCAAUGAAUCUUACGACAACAACUUCUUGGUAGAUGUAAUUGGAGUCAUGACUGGAGUUGGAGUUGAAAGAGAGUACGAAAGAGAUGGUGUAAAAACUAAAAUGAAUGUCAUUGAAUUGGAUUCAAAUGGGUAUCGUUUUAAAUGUACUCUUUUUGGAGAGUAUGUUGAAGAGCUGAGCUCUUUCCUAUCGUCCGGUGAAUCUCAAAAUGUUGUUGUAGCCAUUAUGUUGGCAAAAGUUAAAUUGUUUCAAGGUAAUAAUUUAUGACUAGCAAUUGUGAUUGUUUGUUUAUACGAAUAUAUAUACUUGAUUCAUAUACUUUUGAAUCUUAAUGAUAGGAAAACCAGCAUUGCAAAAUGCAUUUUCUUCCACUAGAAUCACAUUCAAUCCUGAAAUUGGUGAAACAAAGGAACUAAGGAAAAGCUUUCUUAGUGCAAAUACAAAUUCUCCUGCAUCGGGAUUGAUCCAAUUACCAAAUUCAUCUCGCAUACUUGUAAAUGAAGAGUUUCUCUUACUUACUCCUAGGACCACUAUUGAGGAGUUAAAGAAUGUUAAUAAGGUUUUUUUUAUUUUUUUUAUUUUUUUUAUUACAAGUCUA